Spodoptera frugiperda (fall armyworm) is the source of this 5255-nucleotide messenger RNA. RefSeq lists its product as uncharacterized. The coding region runs from base 451 to 4179 and encodes 1242 amino acids. Lineage: Eukaryota; Metazoa; Arthropoda; Insecta; Lepidoptera; Noctuidae. The record is from RefSeq and is a predicted model, not a curated record. The transcript is spliced from 22 exons.
CGGCCGCCGCUAUCUACGCAGUUGGCCACAAAAACACCAUCUAAAACAUAGCGCACACAGCGGAUCGCCCUUGAGCAAACAAAAAACACAAUCAAUCGGCUCAUCCGCUAGUUAGUACCCAAAAAAUGUUAAGUGAACGCGAGGCACCUCCUCGAGGUAGCGUGUGAUUCGGUGUGAUUCAGCUCGUUAAGGACACCCACACCUUCCGAGCGUCUGCGGAGCGAGCCAGUGUUGCACCUAGUCAGGUCGCUGUCGCGUGACUCACCGGAUUAUCCAGAAGAUUUCGAUCGUUAAAUUCGCUACGAUAGUGGAGGCUUAGAGUCGGUGUCGGUGUGUAACCGUAUCGGUAAUUAGUGCAAGUUCGGAUGCCGGUGGUCCGGCCGUGUGCCGACGUUGAUGACGGCGCCGGCGGCCGCUGCUGAGGAGUGAGGGGAGCACUCAUCUGCAGGGAUGGACGACUGCGACACCAUAUUCUAUGACGACGACGGUGAAGCUCAGUGCGAUAUGGGUCACUCUGAGUCGAAGGGUGCAAAGAAGCGAGAGAAGAGCGCGGGAGGGAAUGGUAACGGGAAACCGAGCCGGGGAGUGGCCACCUCGUUCGGGUUCCGUCGCCGGCCCGCCAGCACCUCGCGUGCUGACGACAACACGCGCAGGAAACAGAAGGCGCACGACAAGAACGGGAAUGGAGGUUCCACGGAGGAUUUGCGUCCGGAGGAGGUGCUGUCAGGCCGGUCGACGCCGCUCGCGAGACCACGCAAGGAGACCCCCGGCCAACCACUACGUUCCACCAGGUUCGGUUUCAGGCAACAACACGCCAAAACUGCGAAGGUCGGGGACGUGAGCGUGGCUGCGGAGCAGGCCUUCGGAGCCCCACAUAAGGACAAGGAGACAGCCAUAAAUAACAAUGCAUUAGAUAAAAAGAGUCCAGGGUACAAUCAGCUGCCGUUGCAGGCGACGCAGGUGUCUUCUACCGGAGUGACGACCGUCGUGGGUGCCGGCGGAGUGCCCAAGACACACACCAAGCAGACCGUCAUACUCACAUACCAGACACAACAAUUACCAGCACAGGAUGUCCGUCCAACAAAGAGCGUGCGGAUAUCAGAGCCGGCCUCGCGAGGUGCCUCCGUGCCCCGAGUCCAGCCUGAGCCGCAGCGAGCCCCUGGGAAGUACACCUUCCAGACCACACAGCUACCUAGACCACAGUAUCCAGCUGUCAAGCAUAUCGACGCUAAGGCAACUAAACAGGUGGUGAACAGCACGAGGAAGUCCGGUGUUACUGACGGAUGGAGGGAAGGCGCAGCGUCAGCAGUUUCAAGUGACUCCGGAGUGUGGACUGGUGGUGAGGGCGGCGGAGAUGUCUCACCACGCAUGCGCCGACGUCCGCGCAACCUGGAGAUGGUCAUGCGCAACUCUCAUUGCUUCCAUCUGAGAGAGCUGCAAGUUUCCGACCUUGAUAUAAUGGAUGACGCUCUAAUCACCGGUCAGGCAGUGAUCCCUCUUCCAAAACUGCCAAGCACCUUCGAUGAUGACCUGACUCCGGAGUACGAGGUGACUCCAGCACCCACGUACAAGCCACCGUCUCCAAUCCUUCCGAAACCAGUGCCAGAAGUGUCAAUAAAACAGAGCUCGCCCAUGUCUACCCUGGACCGUUACAGAAAUAGGAACAGGCCGUCUUUGAUUCAAACUAACCUGGAUGAGGAGAAGUUUGUCCUGGAUAGAGCACAGCCUGAGAAAUUGAACAAGCAGAACUCGUUCGUGAAGUCCUCAAGCGGAGUAGUGUCUCCGACCACGGUGAACUCGUCAAAGGAAUCCAGUCCAUCUUGCAAGAGUGAGGAGAGUCACUUUGGCAACAGCAGUGCCUGGCAGAGCCACGCGGCUGGCGAAGCAAUGGCCACCAGAUCACAAGAUGACGUGUCCCUAGCUCUAAGUGUAUCAAGCUGUGAGGACGACAAGUCUAAGCUUGAGAACAAGGAGCCUCCGAAGGUGGAACCAGAGAUACCUAAGAAGACGAUAGUGAUCGUGGACGAGCCACCACCACCACAUCCUCUCCUCAUGAAGUCACUCACCAUGAGUCAGCAUGACGCUCUCCAAAGGACUAUGAUGGGAUCCAUGACAAGUUCAAACUACAGUACCACAAGCACAUGCACAAACCAAAGCGGUGACCACCACAACCUGACUCUUACCCUCGAGGACUCCAAGUUCGACUUAUCAGCUCUGGAAACCUCCACGCAAAGCAUGUUGGAUGACGAAACCUCACCUGCCGACAGUUUGAUCUCCUCAACCAGUACCAGCGACUCCAAUAACGAGCUGCAGGUGGAAAGGGAUCCUCCUUCGAUAAGCUCAGCGUAUCAGACCUGUAACACCAAGACCAGGUCUCCAGAACCCAUCAUUCAGGAACAGGAUAAUAUCGAUGGAGAAGCUUUGCAACCUGCUAAGGAGGUCGUGAUUGAAAUUAAAAGGGCAAGUAACGCUGGCAGUGCAGAUGGUAGCAAGAACCCGACUCCGGAGUCUCCAGGGACUCCAACUCAUGCCUCUGGGUCCCUCUCCCUGUCUGAUGGCCGAGAUUUCUUCGAUGAUGAGAUCGCUGACCAGCCAGCAUUACUCUUCAGAAAAAACGCAGACGGCAGCCCUUCAAAUAAAACGGUUGAGACAGACACGAGUAAACAUCUGCGAAGGUCAAGAGAGCGUAUCACUUCCAGUCCAUUGGUGCAAAGGAAUCGCAAAUUGUGUGGUUUGCGGAAUGGCGGCACGGAGCGGACGCCGUCACUGGACACGCUGUCCAGCCUCGCGUCCGAUGACCUGAUGAUGGACAACGAUCUGGCGCAGUCCAUCACAAGCCUACAGAGCGUUGACGACUAUAUUGAGAGGCUGGACAGUUCACUUCGCAGCGGCCUCAACUCUUUAGACGAGAGGCAGCUUCGUCAGGAACUAUCAUCAUCAAAAACCGCGGUGCGGCAAUGGAGCCAGCUGCUGGAGCAGAACAAUCUGCUGGACCGGCAGCUAGCCGCCAUGGCGCAAGGAAUAAACGCUUCCGACUCGCUUACAGCAAGCAACAACAGUCUUACCAACAUCGGGGCCAGUUUGCCAGUUCGCACAGCGCGGCUUCUGCAGCGCUCCCGGACGCAGACGCCGUCGGACGCCGGCAUCAGUGAUGGCAGUGCAUCGCCUGCGCCGGCGCCCGCCUCGCUGCUGCAAGACGUGGUCGACAUUAAGACACUGCUGCUGCAGCUCAAGAGGGUCUUACAGGAGCCUGGGGAGGAGCAUCAUUCGAUGAGUAGCGAAACUCUCGACCCGUUGCUGGCGGCGUGCGCGGAGAGCCCCGCGCGCGGCAACGGGCGCCGCCCCCCCGCCUCGCCGCUGCACCCCGACGCCUGCGCAGAGAUGCGCCGACAAAUACUCUACCUGCAGAGUCAGUUAGAGGAGCGUGACCGGUUGGUGCGCGUCCUGCAACAACAGAUGCUUCGCAUGGCCGAGAGCCACGAGCCGAGGCAGGACGACACGUGCAACGUGGCCACACAAACCGACCGGUUGCGGCCGCCGAUGAGCUCGGCGUUAACGAGUUCUGACAAUUCCGGAUUAGUGAGUUGGAAUGAACAAGCUAGCGUGAGGAAGCUGCCGUCUUACAGUGAAGCACAAAAGACUAAGAGACCUGUUACCAACGGGACUGUGAACAAAUGCCAGUGCGGUGUUAGGAAAGUGAACGGACUCAGUAACACGGACGAGCCCGUGCAGCUGCGGCCCAGCAGCCGCGUGGGCAGCAAGUACCUGCAGGCCGUGGCGGGCGACGGGCGGCGCUACCUGCGGCGCGACCAGUCGCUGGGCGAGCGCCACGAGCGCCGCGCGCCGCCCGCCGCGCGCUCGCGCUCCAUCGAGAACUUCCAGCAGCAGCCGUUCGCGCUCGGCCGCCACACGUCGCACGGCGAGCUCGCCACGAGCCACACGUCGCACGGCGAGCUCGCGGCGCGCCACACGUCGCACGGCGAGCUCAGCGAGGCGCGCCGCAGCCCGGGGCUCACGGGCCAGUCCACCGACACCGACUGCAGCUCCGACGGCGGGUACAAGUCGCUGCCCUCCUCCAUCAACUGCAGCGCCUCGCCCAAGAAGGUCAGCGGCAUCCCGCGGAGGUCUAUCGAACAAAAAUUCCUUUCCACUAAACAUGUCAAAGCGAGUGCUAUAUGAAGUGACGUUUCCGUUUAUUCCCCGCAUUGUUGUGAUAUUAUUUUGAAUCGGUUUGCUGGGCAGUGUCCGGACAUGAUGUAUCCAAGUUCCGCUCGUAUGUUAUGUACCGAUGACGUCAGUCCAUCUGCCCCGACUGUCUGGACACUGUCCGCAGGUGCGACGUGUGUGACUGCGAUUGUGACGUCACUAACGUAGUGACGUCACUAGGGCGCUAGAGCAACGCUUGUUCGCAUUUAUUUCCUCUCAUCGUAAAGCUAAUUAAUUAAGCUACGUUUAGUUGAACGAUGCCAAAUUAUAUCGAUGUUAUAGUUUGAUCUAAUAUCCUAAAAUCGUAUUGUAAGAUUUUAGUUUGACGAGAAAUUAAAUAUUUCAUAAUCCGAUGCUUAGUGCAUUUUAUUUUAUUGUAAUCAAACGAAUAUUGACCUCCUGUAUAAUACAGUUAGUGGAUUACCUUAAACGGAAACUAAUUUUGUAGAUUUAAUUUACAAAUUUGUAUACAGGCGAUAAAGUUAUCUUAGAUUUUCUAUGGUAGACAAACUAGUAAAUAAAGCUGUCAUAUGUGAUAAGAGUGGCUGUAAGACCUUAUAUUUAAUUUAUACCUACGACAUGAUAUCUUCCCUAUUGUUAAUCACUGAGUAUGGUUACUUGUGUAUCGGACGUGACAUAAUCAAAAUUAACUUAUUCAUGUUUUACGAACAUUAAUUUGCUGUGUAAAGUUAUUUAGACAAAGUAGGUAUCAAAUAGGUACAAACAUCACUCGCUUGUAAGGCAUUUUAAAUACAGAUGUCAUUUUAAAGCAUUUGUCGAAUCAAUGUUAAUGUAAUUUAAUAUUUAAACUUAGUAAAACGUAAUCUUCUGCAGAGCCUAAAGUUAAGUAUCCUAUAUUGAUACCUAGAACGGUUACCUACGUAUGUACUUCAGGAAUAUAUUUCAAUUUAUUGUGUACUUAUGGCUACUUGUAUCUAUCCAAUAUAUUGCGCUUUCCUACGUUAGUUAUGUAAGUCUAAGCCCACUAGCUUUAGUAAAGAUUAUUUAAUUUAAAAAUUGAAGUUGUUUCAAUAAAUAAUUUUAAUUUU